UGAUAUUUAGUGUUUUACUGUUCUCACUACACGAGAGACACAAUGCCUGGUGUUACACCAAAACAACCCAGUGAGGAAAAGCCGUUCCGUCUUCAGUGGCUCAACUCGUGCUACCAACAGACAUUGUUGCCAGAUGCACCAUGGCACAAGAUUGAAAAAGUGAUUGCUCAAGACUUGGCUAAAAAAGCUGAGAAGCAGUUUGGUCAUGCAGAUAGGAAGGAAGCAUUGCUGGAGGUCCUGGGAGUGGACUUCUUACAGCAGUACCUGCCUGCUGUCAAACAGAAUCCUCAGCUUUUGGAACCACCGAACAUGACUGCUGAAGAGCGACAGAGAUUGAUGAUUGAAGCUCAGUCGUGGCUCAACAGUCAGAUGUACAAAGCUGUCAAAGAGCUGGGAUAUGAGAGGAUGCUUGUUGAAGUGGCUCCUGGUGAUAAGUCUCCAGCAGGUUACUCUGAGUUCUUGCAGCAUUCAUUUGGUGUGUUUAUUAACGGACUUGAUCGAGAGCUGUAUUUGCAGGAAGAACAAAUGGCUAAAAAGAAGAAAGAGGAUCUGGCCAACAAAAAAAGAUUUCCUGAUUUUAAAGUGCCAGCUCCGAGUCGGGUGAAGCCAGUUUCUGCGACAUCAGGAGACUCGGCGGCCACCACCGUGAAACCGUCCACUCGCCAGAUCAAAAGUCAAGUGCAAGACCUAGAAGGUGAUCCUCCUCCACUGUGGGGUCCUCAGAGUGACGCGAUAGGUAGCUCUAUUGUAGCCAUCUUGGAGAGAGAUCCGCGCAAGUUCGAGCAUGUGGCAGGUCGACUUCAUGGCAGACAGCUCCCGGGCAAACUACGGUCGUACAUGUGGGCUGACGUCCUAUUCAGAAAGGAGAGAAAGAAAAUGAAGGAAGUCUAUGUUGAGAAAUUGAUACGAGAGAGGUUUGCUCAUGCUGUCACCCGUGGUUUGAAUGAGCUGAGACUGAAAAGACCGACACAUUCUCCCAUCAACGGCUUGAUUGAAAAUGCAGUUAUUGAGAUUUAUGCAAACACUACAUGCAUGGCAGCCUACAAGCAAGGCGACCACAUGAAGGAAACUGCUCGUGGUUUGAAUGUCUUAUAUGUGUACGAUCGGAGUUACGAGCCUUACCUCAUACACUGGCUGUUCCCUCUCCAGCUGGCUUUCAGAAACACCACUCAGAUUUCCUUAGAUAAAGGGGAACAUGUGUUUGAACUGGCUAUGUACCUGGAUCUUUUGAACACCAACUGUUUUCCGACGUGGCCGCAGGUGUUUGCAAUUGCAGAGCAGGUCAUGAACACAUUGCAACAGAGUGAUCCUGAGUUACACGACCAUCUCAAGACUAUAUCCAGUGUCAAUGUCAAGGUCAAUCCAAAGGAGUUCCUAGUUCAGCUAAUUCAUGAAGAAAAGGCUAAAGCAGAGGCCCUGUUGAAAGCGACACCCGGAACAGUGAAGGCUGAAAACAUGUCUGGUGAACUGCUGGCUGACCCACUCAUCUUUUUAAGGAGAUGGAUUGGAGAAGGUUUCGUCAGUGUGUUGGAUGCCCCAGGAGUCAUGUAUGUGUGGGAUCAGUGCUUCAUGCAGGGCUGGAGACAUUCAGUUUUACAGAAUUUCUGCCUGUCACUGCUCGAACUCCUGCGCUAUAAGUUCAUGGAAGCUCACGAUUAUGUGGAAAUGAAACAGGUAUUUUUUUACGAACCAUGUAAACUAUAUACCUGUGAUGUGCAAGCUUCCUGGAUACAUUUGGAGAAUGGUAAAGAUUUGAUGGAAGUCCCUUACCAAAACAGACAAAGACCUUUGACCCCAGACACAAGACAGACUCCAUCAUCUGUGACCCACAGCCCUGUCCCAGGCUUCCUGAGUCCGUGUGGGAUUAAAGAUAUCAGGAUAAAACUUGUCGUCCCAUCAGAGUCUGUCAAAAAGGAAUCGUGGCUGGCACAGGUAGAUGCUUCCAACCUGAAGAUGUUUGUUGGAGUUUACUUUGGCAGUAUCAAACUGCGUUCUCGCCUUUCACUGAGCAGCUUCGUGGUUAGCAGUGCCAGUAGUGACAAUUACGGCAAUGUCGUCUACCAGCUCGUCCUGUCACAGGAGAAAUUUGUUUAUGAAAAUCUGGAUCUGUCACAGUACGAUGUCGAACGAGAACUCGGAGCCUAUCCGUAUGCCAUUUUGAGAUUGGAAUACCACAGACGAGACAUGCAGGAGUCUGAAAGAUUGACCCCAGUUGCUGUUGGUUGGGCUCGCAUUCCUCUGUACAGGAGAGGUGGGGGAGGGCGAGCAUCUGCUGAACCGGUGUGGAACUUGUUAGCUGGUCGACACCCCUUCACCCUUCACCCUGGAGAAAUAUCUGAGUCAUUUCUUACUGCACAACCUCGAACUCCAUCAGAAAGAACAGAAGAUGGUUUGAUUGGUUACAACUCUGAGUUGAGUGCUGUAGUCUAUGACCCACGAAACAAGCCAUUUGAUGAUGAGUCGCCACGAGGUUUGUCACCCGCUCAAUCCAUCACACCACAAGUUCCACCCCUCGAUACACGGCAGAAGCCUCCAGUCAUUUCUCCAAGAAAGUCUGUCGUGCUUCUCCCCACACCAUCACCGAGCCCAGCUCCUGUGCAGCAAGCCACCCCAAGUCCAGACCUAGAUGAAGACAACAAACCCUGGGUGGCGCACGUCACGCAGGCAGCUGCCCGUAACCCGAAACCCACCUCUAACACUGAACCGUUUGAUCUGUACAUUGACGGGGUCCGUUUCAUUCCGGACAAUGCUACUAUUGUCAAGGUGACUGGUAGGAUUCUGAAGACAGGUGAAAUAGGAGACCUGCCUGACAUCCUGGCUGUUCCAGACAUUGACAGUCCAGCCCGGUCACCUUGCUUCAGCUAUAGGAUGACCAUCAAUUCUGAAGCCAAGAACUGCGACCCCAACACCCUUCUGCUGAUCAGAGUGUACACCGUUGACAUUGUUACUGAGCGAAUUGUCGUAAUAGGGAGCUGUUUGUUUUCGACAUUUAAUGUUCGUGGAAAGAAAGGAGCGUUGCGGGUUGGAGGUCACCAGUUGCGACUGCGGAGUGGAAUGCCAGAUCUAAAGAAAGGUGUAGUUGGUCUAAAGUCCAGCGACUUGGAUGGUGCGACCGCCAUACCAUCCUGUUCCGUGCUCAUCAGGCUGCUUCCACAUGUCAAGGAUCCAAUAAUAGCCCCAAAGUAUUCAAUGGGGUAUUAUUUCUCAGACAGUUGCCGUCCAAGCAUCUCGGAGGAGCGGAUAUUCCGGAGUUACAGUGUCAGCAUGCAGUAUCCCAAAAAUGAGAAGGAGAUGAUAAUUCGCCUGCAACAGAUUGAGGGAGUUGACAUUGGUAGGACAGACUCGGCUUUGUUGAGUUGGCUCAAGGAUCGGCUUGACAUCAGGAAACAGCUGCCUGCUAACCAGCCGGCCGCUCACCUCAGCUUGAUCAGAUGUGUCCGCUACCGAGUCAGUACGGGACUCAAUAUCAAGAUCAACCAGGCUUUCGGUCUGCCCGAUGGGUACCUGAUUGAAUGUUUGGCACGAAUAGCUCCAGGUAAAACUGUGCUGGGGACACAAACUUCAGACGGGUCAUACAGCCAGGACGCCAAGUUUGUCACCCUGAAACACAUCUAUGAAAGUACGCUGCAAGCUCCAGCAUGGGCCGAUGAGCCCAAGGAACUGCAUCCCUCAUUGGAUCCAUUCAGCUGUCUGAUAAUCCAGGUGUUUGGACUGAAAGUGAUGUAUCAGCCCCGCCCUGAUCACAAGAGUCCAGGAAAACUGUUGGCAGCUGAUGGCACAGAACUAGAGUUGAGGGAUGAACAUGUCCUGGGCUGGACUGUAGUUCCACUGUUUGACGGUAACUCUGUUCUGAUGGGCACCCACAAUGUUCCAGUGAUGAAGGGCAGUCCAUCGGCAGACAUUCUCGAAGAGCUGACCACCUGCUCCAUCCAGUCGGUCUUAGAGAGGCGCAUCUGGAACUCGGACAGUCGAUUUGACUCUGGUAGUCUGACAUUGACACUGUGGGAUGGUCACUAUGACUUUCAAGAAAUUCCAGAAUUAUUAAACUAUGACUAUCUUUUGGAGACUGUUGGAAAUUUAGAUGCGUAUAAAAAAGCUCGCGACCAGCCGUCAGGGCGUAGAAUAAACAGUAUUGUCAUGGACAGCCUCGAACCCAAGUACCGGAAACAAAGCAUAAAGGGUGCCAUCUUUCAGAAGGAACUGUCGUUCUUUGAAACUGUGGUGACAAAAACAUUUUAUGAUUUGAUGGAAAAUGCUAUGAUGAAUGCAGGAUAUGGACCACUGUGAAAUGUUUUAACAGACCUAAAAAUUUGGAGCAGGAUUUUAUAGUUUGUCUCCCAGUGUUUCGUUGUAUUAGGUCAUAGGAACAGAAUGUUUCUAAUCAUGAAUUGAUUACAUUUUAUUUUCCAGUAAUACUUACAUUUGCAUUUUAUUCACUCAUCUUAAUUUUAUAAAAUGAUAUUAAUGUUAUAAUAUCAUUCAAAUUUGGAAAAACAAAUAAAAAUUAAAUAAUUUAAAAUUAAUACUUUACAUCCACAUGUGCUAAAAACAAAGUAUAGAUUUGUUUUUAGAAAAGAGUGAAGUAGUGAAAACAGGGAUGGUCGUAACACUAGAUAAAAAAUAAAGAUUUUUUUUUAAGUGGAUUGAAAAGCAGGAGUUGCUUUAAGUUUUUCAUCAAAGAACAAAGACAGGAACUGGUUUUAGAUCCUGAUAAAAUCUGGAAUUCUGAAACAAUUUGGAGGAUUUCCAUUCUCUGUGAAAGGAAUUAUUCAUUUUCAGUCGGAGCUACAGACGGUUAUAAAUGUGUUUCAAAAAUCAUCGCUUUAGCUGUUUACAGUUCUAUUUUUAGGUUAAAAUAAAGUUUUACAGGUAUGGGCUCUACAAUAAUUGUGGACUCUUAGUAUGACUGACUCCAUAAUCAGACAAAUUAUGACAGACGAUCUUUUAUAUCAAAUGUUCUUAUUUUAAUUGUUUGACUGGUUUGUAUGAUGUGCAUUUGAAUAUACGGUAUGCUGUAGUGAUCUGACUUGAAAAGAGACAUUUCUUAGUUGCAUGUAUUAGGUAACUAAUGCUAAAAAAAUGCUUCCAUGACAGAGACUAAAAUGGUGACACGGUCAAGUGGUUUAACGUUCACAUUCAGAGCAAGUGGUUAUAGUGUACGCCUGUCAUGGUCACAUGUUCUGGCCACUGCCAGCUCCUUCGUCCAAGACAGGAUAAGAUGACAACAUGGAACCCUCCCAAGUAUAUUGGUAUAGCUAUUCAUUUGCUAUAUCCCCGUCAGUAGGCCCAUUGGGUUAUUUCUCGUUCCAGCCAGUGCACCACGACUGGUAUAUCAAAGGCUGUGGUAUGUGCUAUCCUGUCUAUGGGAUAGUGCAUAUAAAAGAUCCCUCACU
This is a messenger RNA of Gigantopelta aegis, 5393 nucleotides long. RefSeq lists its product as uncharacterized. The transcript has 27 exons. Lineage: Eukaryota; Metazoa; Mollusca; Gastropoda; Neomphalida; Peltospiridae. The record is from RefSeq and is a predicted model, not a curated record. The coding region runs from base 43 to 4287 and encodes 1414 amino acids.